Molecule: messenger RNA, 1056 nt
Organism: Rosa rugosa (rugosa rose)
Lineage: Eukaryota; Viridiplantae; Streptophyta; Magnoliopsida; Rosales; Rosaceae
Product: nucleosome assembly protein 1;4-like
Exons: 12
Coding region: 1-1056 (351 amino acids)
Biological process (GO): nucleosome assembly
Cellular component (GO): nucleus; chromatin
Molecular function (GO): chromatin binding; histone binding
Source: RefSeq, a predicted model, not a curated record
AUGAGUUCCUAUGGAUGUGGCUUCAAUGGCAAUGACCGCAAUCUCGAUUCCGAACGAAGAGAUCCUGGUCUUACUGCUCAGAAGCAGGUUCUGGCAAGCAAUAAUAAGGAUCGUGUCUUCAUAAGAAAGCCUUCCCUCACAACCAAGAUCGUGAGGCGCAUACAGGUUUUGAGGGGGUUGGAGGCCCAGCAUAAGCAGUUGGAGAAGAAAUUUUUCAAGGACAGAGCUGCACUGGUAGACAAAUACCAUCAGCUCUACAAACCUCUGUACGAAAAGAGAUAUGAAAUUGUUAAUGGUAUAUCUGAAGUCGGAGUAAAAACUCAAGAACUGUUAGAAGAUGACGAAGCCAAUGGAGAGAAAGGAGUGCCUAACUUUUGGUUGUCUGCGCUGAAGAAUAAUAAGAAACUUUUGAUUAUGAACCAUGACGAACGCGCUCUCCAGUAUCUGAACGAUAUCAAGUGGUCCAGGAUACAUGAUCCUAAGGGAUUCAGGCUGGAAUUCUUAUUUGAUCCUAAUCCUUACUUUCGAAACUCCGUCCUGACAAAAACAUAUUACAUGGUUGAAGAACAUGAACCGAUAUGGAGCAAGGAAAUCGGGACGGAGAUUGAUUGGUAUCCCGGGCAAUGCUUGACAAUCAAUCCAAGAAAGGAUCCAAAGAGUGCCAAGUCUUUGAGUACUCCAGCUGAUAUUUGUUCCAGCUUCUUUACGUUUUUCAAACUUCCCCAGCUUGAUGAUUAUACUGGUGCAGAUAUGGUUUCUAUGUUCAAGACUAGGAUAGAAAACGACCGUGAAAUGGUCUUAACAAUUCGAGACAAGAUCAUCCCUCACGCAGUGUCAUGGUUCGCUGUUAAUAUAGACGAGCUUGAUGAUAGUGAAGACGACGAUGACAGUGACUAUCAUUUUGACUUUGAUAGUGAUGAUGAAGAUGACACGUACAAGAAGUAUGCUGCUGCUUAUAACAACAACAAAGAAGAGGAAGAUCGCAAAAGAAAGAGAGAGAGUGACUGGACUAAUGCUGAGAGAGCAAUGGCUAGGCUAACGCUGCGAGAGCAGUAA